AUUUGAUUUGUUUUGAUAUUGAAUGACAGUUGACAUGACAACUUUAAUUUAGAGGUUAUAUUUUAAAAAUAAAAUAAUAAAACUGCGUAAAAACAAGCUGAAAAUUCUGUAUAUUUUGUGAUUUUUCAAAAUGAGCAUGGCUACUAUAUUCAGAAAUAUCCGCUCAAGCAAGUUACCCAACUUAAUCAGAGUAAUUAACGUACAUAAUCAGCAAUCUGCAGAGCAUAUCAAGAAUGUACACAGUGGAGUUUGCCUAAGAAAUCCCAGACAAAUACAUAAACCAAAUAGCCGUACUUCUCCGGCCAUUGCCAGUAAAUAUCAGAUUAUAAAUGAGGAAAACUCUCAAAUCAUCGAAAAUACAGACACAGAAAUGUUAUUCCAAUAUGAAGAGAAAGAAAAAUACCCACUACUCAGUGAUGAAUUUGAUGGUAUAAAUUUAGAAAGAGGAAAAACUGGAGUUUUCGAAAUUGAAGAUCUGGUUGAACUGCUACAGAGAGAGAAUUCUAAAGAUAUUUUUGUAGCCUCAGUCCCUAAGGAAAUCAACUAUGUCAGUUACAUUUGUGUAGUCAGUGCCCGAAGUAAAAGGCAUAUUACUGCAUUAGCAGAGUUUGUAAGAAAGGUUUAUAAGAAAAAGUGCUAUAAGUCAGAUCAGAUACCAAGAUUGGAAGGAAAAGACUCUGAUGAAUGGGUUGCCAUUGACUUAGGUAAUAUUGCUCUGCACAUAUUCUCUGAGAAAACAAGACAAGUUUAUGAUUUAGAGAGUCUCUGGUCCGUGGGCCCAGAGCAUGAUGACCAGGUGCGAAAGAAGAAUGAGAUUGUUGACAUAUUUGAGAACUACAGUGCAUACCUGAAGGACUUAAAACCACUAGCAUAAGAUGUAAAUAUAAUCCUGUAACUGUAACACUUACUUAACUAAUUAGCCACCAAUGAGAGACAAAGAAAAAAACCAUUAAAAGUGUCAUAUAAAAUGUUUAUUUCCACUUAAUUAUAUUGGAUUGUAUAAUAAUUGAAAUUUCAAUAUUGUAGGUGAAAUAAAAUAUUUAACAUUUGGAA
Plutella xylostella (diamondback moth) is the source of this 1053-nucleotide messenger RNA. RefSeq names its product ribosomal silencing factor RsfS-like protein, 312 (gene RsfS312). Gene Ontology annotation, molecular function: ribosomal large subunit binding. NCBI's taxonomy places the organism in Eukaryota, Metazoa, Arthropoda, Insecta, Lepidoptera, Plutellidae. Gene Ontology annotation, biological process: negative regulation of ribosome biogenesis; negative regulation of translation. The record is from RefSeq and is a predicted model, not a curated record. Gene Ontology annotation, cellular component: mitochondrion.